AGCCUACAAGCUUAGCCACAGACCAGUAAGAUCGAUCAGUAGCAAUGGCGCCCUCCAAGCUCGCCCUCUUCCUCGCCCUGAACCUCGUCCUCCUUGGCGCCGCGCAUGGCUGCAAGCCCUACUGCCCACCGGUCGUCCCUACCCCGCCGAUUCUCCCACCGCCCGUGCCGUCGACCGGUGGGGGCAGCUUAUCAAUCAACAAGCUGAAGUUGGGCGAGUGCGCCAACAUGCUGAACCUGCUGAAGCUCAAGAUCGGCGUGCCGGCGAACGAGGAGUGCUGCCCGCUCCUGGGCGGGCUCGCCGACCUCGACGCCGUCGUGUGCCUCUGCACCGCCAUCAAGGCCAACAUCCUUGGCAUCAAGCUCAACGUCCCCAUCGACCUCGUCCUCCUCCUCAACCAGUGCGUCAAGAAGUGCCCCUCCGACUUCACAUGCCACAUCUGA
This is a messenger RNA of Triticum aestivum (bread wheat), 443 nucleotides long. RefSeq names its product cortical cell-delineating protein-like. The record is from RefSeq and is a predicted model, not a curated record. The transcript has a single exon. The coding region runs from base 45 to 443 and encodes 132 amino acids. Lineage: Eukaryota; Viridiplantae; Streptophyta; Magnoliopsida; Poales; Poaceae.